This is a messenger RNA of Lepus europaeus (European hare), 1890 nucleotides long. RefSeq names its product F-box protein 22 (gene FBXO22). Gene Ontology annotation, biological process: positive regulation of proteasomal ubiquitin-dependent protein catabolic process; regulation of skeletal muscle fiber development; protein polyubiquitination. The record is from RefSeq and is a predicted model, not a curated record. Lineage: Eukaryota; Metazoa; Chordata; Mammalia; Lagomorpha; Leporidae. Bases 44 to 1267 code for a protein of 407 amino acids. Gene Ontology annotation, molecular function: protein binding. The transcript has 7 exons.
UCGCGCGUCGGGCGUCGCGGGCGCCUCGGAGCCUCCGUGAGGCAUGGAGCCGGUGGGCGGCGGCGGCGGCGGCGGGUGUCGCCGCGGCUCCCCCUCCGCGGACCCACGGAGCACCCUCGUGUUGAGUAACCUGGCGGAGGUGGUGGAGCGUGUGUUCACCUUCCUGCCCGCCAAGGCGCUGCUGCGGGUGGCCGGCGUGUGCCGCCUGUGGAGGGAGUGCGUGCGCCGAGUGCUGCGGACCCACCGCGGCGUGACCUGGAUCUCGGCGGGCCCGGCCGAGGCCGGCCACCCGGAGGGGCACUGCCUGGUGCGCGCCUUGGCCCAGGAGCUCGAGAAUGUCCGGGUCUUACCACAGACGGUUCUCUACAUGGCCGACUCAGAAACUUUCAUUCGUCUUGAAGAGUGUCGUGGCCAUAAGAGAGCAAGGAAGAGAACGAGUAUGGAAACCGCACUUGCCCUGGAGAAGCUGUUCCCCAAGCAGUGCCAGGUCCUUGGGAUCGUGACCCCAGGAAUCAUCGUGACUCCCAUGGGAUCGGGGAGCAAUCGGCCUCUGGAAAUAGAAAUUGGAGAAUCUGGUUUUGCUCUGUUGUUCCCUCAGAUUGAAGGAAUAAAAAUACAGCCCUUUCACUUUAUGAAGGAUCCGAAGAACCCAACACUGGAGAGACAUCAGCUCACUGAAGCAGGUCUCUUGGAUAACCCGGAACUCCGAGUGGUCCUUGUCUUUGGCUACAAUUGCUGUAAGGUGGGGGCCAGUGCUUACCUGCAGCGAGUAGUCAGCACCUUCAGUGACAUGAACAUCAUCCUGGCUGGAGGCCAGGUGGACCACCUGGCAUCGCUGACUGCUGAAAAGAGCCCACUGGGAGUCGACGCGGCUGGCGUGGUGGGACUGUCUCUCAGCGGGGCCCGCAUCCAGAGUGCCACUGUGCUCCUCAGCGAGGACGUCACCGAUGAGAAGGCGGCCGAGGCUGCCAUGCAGCGCCUCAAGGCAGCCAGCAUUCCCCAGCACAACACGGUGGGCUUCAUGUUUGCCUGCGUGGGCCGCGGCUUUCAGCACUACGGGGCCAAGGGCAACGUGGAGGCUGACGCGUUCAGAAAGCUCUUUCCUGGCAUUCCCUUGUUUGGCUUCUUUGGAAACGGGGAGAUCGGCUGUGACCGCAUCGUCACGGGGAACUUCAUCCUGCGCAAGUGCACCGAGGUGAAGGGCGAGGACCUGUUCCACAGCUACACCACUGUGAUGGCGCUCGUCCACCUGGGCUCGCCCAAGUGAUGCUCCACUGUGGGGUCCUGCCGUUUCCAGAGCCUGCUCUGUAGCUCGGAGUUGUAGCUGCGACUGAGGGCAUCAGACCACACGGGGCAGCUUCUGAUCCCGCAGGGGAAGGGGUCGGGGCGCCAGCAGCACUGGGACAUGUUUGCAUGAGGCACAGGUGAGGAGGGCCGUCCCGCCCAGCUCAGGUAGCUGCCGUGUGACGGGGCUUGGAAGACUAGAAGGGGACUGGGCAGUGUGUUAGAGAUUUAGAACAUUCCACCACUACCUCUAUUGUGAGAUGGUCUUUUGGCAGAAUCAUGGAGACAUUUUUUUCUCCCUUAAAGGAGAAAAAUAGAUGAGUGGCUUGCUUGAGAGCGCUUCCUCUGUUUUUCAGUUCUACCAAUUAUUUCAGAAGCUGCAGUUAUAUUACUGAUUUUUUACUUAAUGAUAAUAAUUAAAGAGCUAUUUUUGUUUGGGGCUCUAUAGUUGCUCAGAUGAACUGCCAAGACUAAUCAGUAUUUUAUUAUAAGACAGAGAUUGCAAGAGAAAAUAUUUUUUUUAUGAAUUCUUUGUAGAGAAUUGGCCAGCCAGGACCACAUCAUCUCACUUGGGUCUGACACCAAUAAAGCAUACCUUGGAACCUC